AUGGAACAGUUGAAACUCGACAAUACUCUCACAAACCGUUACCAACUUUCGGAGAAAUUAUAUAGUGAUGGGACAGUUACCGUGUUUUCAGCCAACGAAGUGAUUGACUUUCAAAAACGAAUAGCGAGGCGCGUUGCACUCAAAAUCGUUCAAAUUGAUCCAAAAGACACACUUAAGAUUCUUCGAUUAGAUGUGUAUUAUAAUUAUUUGCAGGCAACUACGAACGGACAUGUUCUUCGGAUAUAUAACCACUUUUUCACAAACAAGAACUCUCCUUUAGAGCUGUGGAUUGUCUCUGAAUAUUGUGGCUUUGGCAAUUUAGAAAAUUAUUGGGCGUCGAACACCGUUGCUCAAGAAGAUCAAAACAUUUUCUUCAUAUCAGAUAUCGCAGUCGGAUUGGAAUACAUCUACAAAACUCUCCGCCACCAACACCUCAAUCUGUGCCCAAACAAUUUGUUACUCUCACGAGACCCCGCCUCCGUUUUCCCUAAAGUCAAAAUCGCGAAUUUCGCAUUAUGUGACGCAAUCCAGACGAAAACAGCCCUUGUUCCUGGGUUCGAGGCUACAAUGUUUGACGUCACAUAUUCCCCACCAGAGUAUUUAAGCGGGUUUACACACUCAAAGAGUGACGUCUGGUCGUUUGGGAUAUUAAUAUUCAAAUUACUUGUUGGGUGCACGCCAUUUGAAACGAUCCAAAUGGACCCUCUCACAGCUAUGGCAGUACAAGCUAAUCUGAGUUUGGCUGUGUACAUCCAAAACGAGUCUGCUAUUGACUUACUUGAGAAGAUGCUUGUGUAUGAGCCAGAUAAGCGCAUUUCGAUGAACGAUGUGCUCAACCACAAAUUCAUUCACGACUGUGUGCAACACAAAUACGGGACUCGAGGAAGUCGCGAGAAUUACAAAGCCGUCAAGUUACUUGAUGAAGGGAAUUACGGAAGAGUUUUACUUGCACAAACGAGUGCUAAUGAAUACGUCGCGAUCAAAGAAAUUUCGAACAAAAUCGACAGUUUACAACGAGAGGCGACGUGUAUGCGCCUUUGUAAACACCCCAAUUUAGUAGAGUACAAAGACUUCUUUGGCUGGGACUAUUCGAUGGUCAGUGAAUUAGUGGGGAUGGCCAAAGUCAAAGGCAACUACUUGUACUUAGUGAUGGAGUUUUGUGACUCCGGGAACCUCGAGAAGUACAUGAAACAAAAGAAUGCGCCGUUAUCAGAUGACGAGAUCAAAUACUUUUUAGGGGAGAUUGGGAGUGGCUUGUGGUAUUUGCAUUUCAUUAAAAAGCUCAUUCACCGCGACUUAAAACCCGCCAAUUUGUUACUACAGUCGACCGAUACUCAAGGACGAUAUAAAGUGAAAAUAGCUGAUUAUGGAUUCUCAAGAGGUAUUAACGAGUUUAUGGUCUCUAAUGUCGGGACACCUAUAUACGAGGCUCCCGAAAUUAUUAAGCGGAAGCCUUAUACCGCCAAAAGUGACUUAUAUUCCCUUGGUGUUAUUCUCUUCCAAAUGGCAACAACGUACUUCCCAUUUUCAGACGAUCCCCAAAUCUUCCAAGUUGCUAUGAGGAAUGAGACUCCUGUGCAGAUCCCAGAUGGGUUUGGGAUCAAUCCUUUGUUAGCAGAUUUGAUUAGCAAGUUGAUCACACACCACGAAGAACUCCGCCUGUCAUGGCAACAGUUUUAUGAGCACCCUUACGUACUCGAAGCGAUGAAGACGUCUGAACAAACAGAAAAGCAGAUGGUCGAGGAAGACUUCAAAGAGUUCUAA
Entamoeba invadens IP1 is the source of this 1764-nucleotide messenger RNA. Its product is annotated as serine/threonine protein kinase SAPK9, putative. Gene Ontology annotation, biological process: autophagosome organization; autophagy; peptidyl-serine phosphorylation. Bases 1 to 1764 code for a protein of 587 amino acids. NCBI's taxonomy places the organism in Eukaryota, Evosea, Mastigamoebida, Endamoebidae. Gene Ontology annotation, molecular function: ATP binding; protein serine/threonine kinase activity. Gene Ontology annotation, cellular component: autophagosome; cytoplasm. The transcript has a single exon. The record is from RefSeq and is a predicted model, not a curated record.